GUCUCGAAAUAUUGUCGACAUAAAUCUCGCUUGUUCGAAGUUAACAAAAUAAAUCAAGAAAAAUAUUUUGUGUAAGAUAGAGUCGAAAGUAGUGGACACUGUGGAAAGGGAAUCAUAAUACCUAUCUUUUGAAUGAGUUAAUAAAGGUGGUUAGUUUGAAAAUGUGUUGAAGAAUAAACAUACAAAAAUGUUUUAUAUGAUGUGAUCCAAUCAGUGACGUUUUCAUGCAAAAUAUUGAUACAACUAUUAAAUUAAAUUCUAUUCCAGUCGUGAUAGCUUCAUAAAGGUGCACAAUGAUGGCUGAAGAAGGAGUGAACAACAGGCCUGGGCCACCCGGGGUCAACUCGCGCUCGCUCAGCACUGUCCAUUCUGCUGCCGACCUGGAGGUGCUCCGCGAAAUAGACAACGUGUACUUCUCAGCGCCGCACGAGUUCGACGCGGCGCGUCACGCGCUGCGGCACGCGCCCAGCCCGCUCUCGUGCUCGGCGAUCGAGGACAUGUUCGCCAAGCUGAAGAGGCAACAGCAGGUAGUAUCAGGUAAAGCACUCCACCUCAUCUCGCAGCAGCGCGACAGUUGCGAUCGCGAAUUCGCCGAAAUCGAGAACAUUCGCGCGCAUCUCGCUCAAACAUUGCAAAAAUGUAGAGAGGCAAGGUGUUCCCUGCGUAACGCUUCGAAUCAUUUGACCAUGUCCACAUUUGUCAUAUUAGCCAAUUAUAGGAAGCGCGAAAUUAUCCGACGCGUGUUAAAAUCCUUAGAUUUACUCAGACGAUUGCGUAGUGUCGAAAAAGAUGUCGCUAAUCUGUUGAACAGAAGAGAAUAUUACGAAGCGAUUGCAUUAAUUCUACAAAGCAGGAAAGACGCCGUCAAUCACAAAGAAUACACUUGCAUUGGUGAUUUGAAUAAUAGACUACAGGACACGUUAGAUAUGACCGAGGAGAGGUUAGACGCCGUAUUGUCGUCAUUGUGUUAUGAUUUCGAUGGAAAUGUUUUUAGAAAGUUACGUGAUGCUUUCAAUUUGUUAGGUAAGACUCAGGCUGCGAUGGAACAACUCCAUAUGCAUUAUUCUUCAGCUGUCAACGAAUCGUCAUUAGAAUCAUUGAAACGUUACGUAGGUAAGGAGCAAGCAAAUUUGGAGAUGAAAUUUCAGGACAUGUGUCAAAUGGUACAAUCAAAUAAAGCGCCUAUGUGUCUUUUGAAUCUGUGCGAAAAUCUGUUUUUGAUCAUGAAGAGUUACUAUCUUCUCGUUAAUUGGCAUACGAAACACGAUGUGGAGGAUUCGUCGGCGGUCAGCAACGUUUUUGAGAUAGAAAAGAAUGUUAGUCGCGAAUACAUCAGGCAAAAGUUAAACGCUGGUUUGUUUAGGAUUUGGCAUGAUGUACAGGCUAAAGUGUCGACGUUCUUGAAGUAUUCCGGUCUGGAGGAUUAUCCGUUUGAGAAAUUCAUUCAAAUGCUAGGUAUUUUGAGGAAGUUAACGCAGGUAGCCGAAGUGUUUUGCGGCGAUAAAUCGGAUGUUUUGCAAGAUUUUGUCAAAACUCAAAGCGUUUUAUACAUAAAAAAUUAUCACAGAUCACGUAUGGAUGAAUUGAAAUUGUUUUUAGAGAACGAAGGUUGGGAACAGUGUCCUGUUAAGUCCACGUUUAAUUUGUUAAAUUUACAAGAGUUCAAACAGUUCAAGAAGCACUUGAACCCAAAGAAGGAUACUUUAAUAUCGAAAGCUCAAUCCGAAGGUGGUUCGUCAGUUCCUUCUCAAGACGACAGUGUAUAUAUAGCGAAAUAUUUUAAUCAAAAAACGAAUCACAAUCCCUUUGAGAUUUUUAGAAACGACAACGUAACAAAUGACGAUAUUUUCGGUCUAGAACCGGAACUGGAAGUGAGCGAUGAUACAGACGAAGAACCUGAAGAGUUGAAAAGAGAUUACGUUGAAGAAUUAGAUAAAGAUUCUAUCGAUUCCAAUGAAAAACCAAUAGAAAGCCCAUCUAAGAUUAAAGACAGCGUUAUAGUAACAAACACAACUCUAUCAGUUCUUAGGAAUUGUGGACAAUAUCUACAAAUCUGUAGGUAUCUCCCUCAGAUUUCUCUUGAAGUGGUUGUGCUUAUGAAUCAACUUUUCGAUUAUUAUUUUUACACGGUCCAUCUCUUUUUCGCGUCCGAUUUAGACGUGGCCUCGACGACAUUGUACACAGCAAAGUUGAAUGCACUUCUGAAAAGAAUCUCAAAUAAUAUAGACACUAGUAAUAAUGUCGGCGAUGGUGAUGGUAAAACAUAUCCAUAUACAGAAUUACCACAGCAUCUAAAUUUGAAUACUGAAGACAGUCUUCACGGUUUAAGCGAAAGAAUCGUUGGAGUCGAGAGUGUUAUAUUUCUCGCGAAACAAUUUGAUGUAUUACAACCGUAUUUGGCAAUGAUAGUAGCUCCACAUCAACUUAUGAUUUUAGAGCAUUUCAGAGACAACACUUUAGCUGUGGUCACGGAUUUAAGGUUACCAGUUUAUAUGUGCUCUGCUUCAAAAGCGUUUGACGCCAGGUCGGUGUUGAUAGCCAUGUCGCAAGUCAAAUGGGACGUUAAAAAUGUGGCCGUUGAACAUUCGCCUUAUGUAGAUAUGGUUACGCGGAGGAUUCAAGUGUUCGCGCUGCGUUUGGAGAAUGUUUCGACGAAAGUGUCAUUGAAUUUCGAGGUGUUGAACUCGAUUUGGGCUAUGGUGUCGAAGUUUAUCGUUCAUCUGUUGGUGGAAGGGUUUUCAAACGCGACAAAGUGUUCUAAUGGCGGUAGAGGACUAAUGCAGCUGGAUUAUAGGCAACUGUUCGUCAAGUUGGAGAAAAUAUCUGGUCUAAAACCUAUACCUUAUCAGGAUUAUGUUGAUAGAUACGUGAAAGCUUACUAUCUGCCUCGUAAAGGUCUAGAAGAUUUCGUGAAAGAAAGAAAUGAGUAUUCGAAUAAACAUUUGUUAGCGUUAGUUACGUCGGCGUGCGAAAAUAAAAGGGAUAGGCAAGCAUUGGCAGCCAUUAUAGAAGGCAGAGAUGCGGCUUAAGGCCUCGUACGCACGAGAGUUAAAAAGCUGUCGACGGUGAUGUUUUUAAAACGCUUGUGACGGAAUACUUCGUGAGAUUCGACAUUCCAUAUACCGUCCAAUGUUUAAAAUGCAACAUUGUUACAAAACGCUGUGUAGAAACUGACAUGUGACGAACAGAUACAAAGUUGUCCAUGUUUUAUAAUAUAUAUAUACAUAUAGCUUUAUCAACACUGAAAAAACGCUCGAUCGAACAAGGCCCAAACAGCGGUCAUUUAUAAUGAACUAGUUGUUACGCGGCUUCGCCUGCAGUACAAAUAUAGGCUACGUUUAGAAUCUGAACAUAAUGAAAAAUCCAAUUCAUUCAAUAUAAAAUUAUGUUGUUGAUAUGUUUACAUUAUUUAGUAAAGAAGUUGCGAACCCUGUUAUUAAAAAAAAAAUACUCUAAGCAAAAAAUAUGUUUUGUCUCUUUCUGUUCAACGUGCGUUGUUUCGGUAGUUGAAACGUCAGCAACAUUAAAUAAAAAAGGUUCUUACCAAGUCCCGAUGUAUAAUAGUUAUGUGUUAAAAGGGCGAACGUUUAAAAACAACUAUUGUAAAAUGUAGACAGAAGACUAGAGAUGUCGUUUUAGCUUGCGUUUCACUCAUACAAGAUAAUGAAACGAAAUUGUGGCAGUCACCAAUACACGGUGACUUUGUAUACAUUGGCAAUAUUUUGUCUACACGCUCAGUCCAUGAUUCUGAACAACUUUUAGUACGGGAGUAACUCCGAAAUCGCGUAAAAAAUCUGCUUUUCUGUACAAAAUUAAAUAGAUUUUUCGCGAUUUCGAAGUUACUUCCAUACGAAAAGUCGUUCAUAGACUGAGCAUGUACAUAAAAUAAUACCAAUGUAUGAUAUGAUCUGUGGCGGGAUAGUUCUCAGAGCGUGUCGAUCGCUGUCAUUACGAUCCGUCACUUGAGGAAGGAAUCAUUUCCAAAAUCAUUCAUUUAUAUAAUUGACAUUUACAGUUCACAGUACUGAUUAAUUAUUUUAAAGCCAGGGGCUUACCAUCAUCUCUUAACGCGAUCCACUUUACGACCUAAACUGAACUGCAUUGCAAAUUCGUACUAACGACUUAAUUUUUAGUAUGAAUGCGAUUCAUUUUAGGUGGCUAAAUUGAACUGAGUUGCAUUGAAAUCGUUCUGUAAAAGUUGAUUGUAGGCCUGCAGAUAGAAAAACUAAUUCUUGUCUUUGUUAAAAUUUGAAAAAUUGUAGGUAAUGAUAGCGCGGGCGCAGCCGUCCAAACGCUCUGAGAAACACACCAAUAUUCGUUCAUUCGCGUCGGCUGUCUGACUGAGUUGGACGAUAACGUGGAGCCGACCUUAGACAAAGCCGUUUUUGGACGCGGCGUUUUUAUGACGCGCGUUAGAAAUCGUCUGUGGCAAAAAAGUUCGCGCAACAAUUUUGAGCUUAAUGAGAACUAGUCUGAAAUAUGCCAACGCGGAAUUCUGACGCGCGUUUAAAAAUCGCCUCGUUCGAACAAGACCUUAUUGUUGUUAUAUUAGUAUAUUCUAAAUGUAGAUCUAUUAUAUUUACCAUUGAGUAAUAUACACUUGUAAAAUAUUUUAAAAAAUCUUAAAAAUAAAUCAAUAACACAAGUAAAA
Molecule: messenger RNA, 4651 nt
Organism: Plodia interpunctella (Indianmeal moth)
Lineage: Eukaryota; Metazoa; Arthropoda; Insecta; Lepidoptera; Pyralidae
Gene: Vps50
Product: Vacuolar protein sorting 50
Exons: 4
Coding region: 294-3029 (911 amino acids)
Biological process (GO): retrograde transport, endosome to Golgi; endocytic recycling
Cellular component (GO): EARP complex
Molecular function (GO): SNARE binding
Source: RefSeq, a predicted model, not a curated record